AUGGUGGAUGUUGUAGAGCCUCUUGCUUGGUAUAUCUCGGGAAGGCCUGGAUUUGAGCCACCCGGGACGCGACAAGGCAGCAUUGACUGUGCUGAUCAGGCUUUGCAGAGACGAGAUGCAUGGUGGAUAAUGACCAUGGGUCUCCAGAGUGCGGACCAACGAGCCAAGAUCACGGGAUGCCGGGACACUGAUCAUGACAAUACCGAAGGCUUCGUCAUGAGUGUCAUCGGCAAGGCAGCUCUGCAUGUGUGUCUGGCUAGGGAAGAAAAUCGGCAUAGCAAGCGGGAACGACGCAUUGCUCGAGUAGACGACUCAACCUUGUAUGGAGAGCAUGACCAGAUGUGA
Molecule: messenger RNA, 345 nt
Organism: Aspergillus niger
Lineage: Eukaryota; Fungi; Ascomycota; Eurotiomycetes; Eurotiales; Aspergillaceae
Exons: 4
Coding region: 1-345 (114 amino acids)
Source: RefSeq, a predicted model, not a curated record